AUGGGGUUUGAUGCCGGACAGAUACUUUUGGACAGUGAUAAUGGUGCUUAUUUUGCCGGUCAAACCAUAUUUGGUCGAAUGGUUUUUGAUCAAGGAAAACCUAAAAAUAUUCACGGUAUAUAUAUAAGUUUUAAAGGGUUCUGCAAAGUGCAUUGGACUACAACCGAGACUCGUCGUGUCAAUGAUCGGGAAAUAACUGAGCAUAUAGACCACGAGUCUUAUGAAGAGUAUUUUAACAGGAAGGUGUUCGUGUUUGGCAGUGAAAAUGGCGAUCAUCAGUUGCAGCCAGGUCACCAUGAGUUCAACUUCGACUUUCCCCUUCCGAUCAACAUUCCAUCUUCCUUCGAAGCCGACGAUGGGCACAUCCGGUACCGUGUCAAAGCCGUCAUGGUCACGUCUGGGAUAUUCUCGUCGAAUAAAGAGAAAAUGGCCGCUUUCAGAGUGUUUGUGCCAGUUGAUUUAAAUCUGAACCCUUUCUGUAAGGAACCUCUACACCUGGAGCUAAUAAACUCUUACUGCUGUUGGUGCGCAGCUGCUGGUUCCUCCGAGGUUCGAGUUAAUAUGCCAGUGGGGGGGUACUGUCCCGGUCAGACCAUACCGCUCGAAGUCAAGGUCUCAAACCUUAGUCGUGUAGACAUUGAUGAGAUAAAGAUGACUAUUAAAAGGGAGAUAAGAUUCGAGGCAGUUUCGCGACCUGACGUCCACACAAACACGUACAUAGUGGCUGAAAUCAAGAAAGGCCUUGUGGCGAGCGGCACCACUCCUGAAUGGAACUUGGAGAUGCCCAUCCCAGCCAUGGAGAUAUAUAACUUCGAUGCCUGCAAGUAUAUUGAUGUCAGCUACACUUUCAAGUUGUCAAUAGAAGUCAGCGGUUGCCACGAAGACGCUGAUGAGACUCAACCCAUAAUAUUUGGCAAUAUUCCACUGGUGGGCUUCCAGGAUAAUGUACCCAACCCACAGCAGGACCAAAUGCCCAAAAACAUGCCGGGUCAAAACAUACAAGGCGGCAACUACUAUCCUGCUCCAGCAAUCAUCCACCAACCACAAGCUAUUACGGCUCAGCCUAAUGGCAACUACCAACAAAAUAUUCCUUACCCUGGACAGCAACCUUAUCCAGGGAUCCAGCCUUAUCCCAACCCAGGAAACCAACCUUACCACUAUCCAGGAAACUUACCUUACCCUAACCAAGGAAAUCAGCCAUACCCAAAUCAGCCUUACCCUAAUCAACCUUAUCCCCCACAAGGAAAUCAGCCUUAUCCCAAUCAACCUUACCCUCCGCAAGGAAAUCAGCCUUACCCAAACGUCACCCCCUACAAUAAUAGUGGUUCUCCAUUCCCUGCUGGGAAUCUACCUCAACCGGUCCCUGCUCCUUAUCCUGGUCCAGAGCCUGUGACUAAUCCAGCUGUCACUACAUCUAAUUUAGUCAAAACUGGAAACUUCGGCUUCGUAGUGAGUGGUGAUGGGGCCAGCUCACCGCUUUUGCCGCCGGGAUCCAACACACCCUACCCCACCGGCCCUCCGUCGAGUCCCUACGGAGCACCUUCAGCACCACAACUUUAA
Messenger RNA from Arctia plantaginis, 1560 nucleotides. Lineage: Eukaryota; Metazoa; Arthropoda; Insecta; Lepidoptera; Erebidae. The record is from the annotation of a GenBank genome assembly.